AUGAUGGCUACUAUUAUGAUCUACAGCUACGUUAUUUUCAUUGUUCUCAGCAUAACAGUUCAAAUACAAUCUCAAAUAUGUGAGAAAACUGCUCAGUAUGGUCAGUGUUCGACAAACAAUGCUUGUGGCUGUUUUCAUAUGUUAGGUGCUGAUGACGGUGCUGGUAUUUGUGGCUUUCUUUGGCCCACAUGCUCUCGUCUUGUACCAUGUAAUUCCUCAGACAACUCAUGUCUUCAAUCUAACACGAUCUGCGUCAAACAUCCACAAUGUGAUGAUCGUCCUCUUUGCUAUCCAGUUACAAUG
Adineta steineri is the source of this 303-nucleotide messenger RNA. Lineage: Eukaryota; Metazoa; Rotifera; Eurotatoria; Adinetida; Adinetidae. The record is from the annotation of a GenBank genome assembly.